CCUCAAUAAAUAAAGCCGAUUCGCGAAUCGGCUGAGAGAUGGACGACACGAUGAGACUAACCGACUCAUCUCUCUAUCAAACGGACGAGUGCAGCACAGACAGCGGCUGCAGCAGUGGAGGUUCGACCGGGAGUGCUGAGCGUCUCUCAAAGACCCGAAAUCACGAGAGAAGUUCGUCGAGGAGUCGCUGCUUCCAUCGCUUCCGCAAUCAUGAGGCAUCGACGAUGCGAUCGCAGGAGCGUUUGUCGAGAUCGAGCCUCAACAGUCAGAAUGGCAGAUCGAAUAACAAAUCCUCGAGGUCGUGGAGUCCUAGUGAUAACCGCAACCACUCGAGAGAGUCGCCCUCUCACUCGCUGAGCCCCUCCGAUGGGCAGAGCACGGACAGCGACUCGUUGAAGAGGACCUCGAAGACUGACAUCUUGACGAGGGCACUGCACUGCCUCAAAAUUGGGGUCUUCGAGAAUAACGGGAAGGAGAAGAAGCUGACGAAGAAGAGCCCGAAGAGAAUCCUGAGGGAGCCGGUUUCUUAUACUUAUGUGAGGGGAUUGUCCGGACUGCCGACGCAAAGAGUGCCACGUAAUGCUAGUCAAUAUAGUUCACCGUGCACCUGCAACGACAUGAGGCUGUACAGAAAGAACAUUGACCGCAGAUAAAUGUGACGGUUUGAGGAGGAGUUGUGA
Messenger RNA from Diachasma alloeum, 680 nucleotides. RefSeq lists its product as uncharacterized. Bases 39 to 653 code for a protein of 204 amino acids. Lineage: Eukaryota; Metazoa; Arthropoda; Insecta; Hymenoptera; Braconidae. The transcript has a single exon. The record is from RefSeq and is a predicted model, not a curated record.